Messenger RNA from Haliaeetus leucocephalus (bald eagle), 1829 nucleotides. It is a transcript of the gene IFT56, whose product is annotated as tetratricopeptide repeat domain 26. Gene Ontology annotation, biological process: intraciliary anterograde transport; intraciliary transport involved in cilium assembly. The transcript is spliced from 17 exons. Gene Ontology annotation, cellular component: ciliary base; intraciliary transport particle B; ciliary basal body. The record is from RefSeq and is a predicted model, not a curated record. NCBI's taxonomy places the organism in Eukaryota, Metazoa, Chordata, Aves, Accipitriformes, Accipitridae. Gene Ontology annotation, molecular function: protein binding; intraciliary transport particle B binding. Bases 1 to 1662 code for a protein of 553 amino acids.
AUGCUCUCCCGGGCCAAGCCGGCCGUGGGGGGUACCCCGCCGCCGGCGGACAGGCGGAGGAAGAAAGGGAAGAAGGUGCCGCAGCUGGAAGAGCUCCUGGCCCUGAGGGACUUCACCGGCGCCAUCGCCUUGCUGGAGUUUAAACGGCACGUGGGUGAACAGGAGGAGGAUGCUGACCUUUGGAUCGGAUACUCUGCCUUUCAUUUGGGUGACUACAAGAGAGCACUGGAGGAAUAUGAGGCCUUAACCAAACAACCAGCUUGCAAUGCAGAUGUGUGGGUGAACCUUGCCUGUACAUACUUCUUUCUGGGAAUGUAUAUGCAAGCUGAACAAGCAGCCUUGAAAGCACCUAAGAGUCGUCUCCAGAACCGUUUACUCUUUCACCUGGCACAUAAGUUCAGUGAUGAGAAGAAACUGAUGAGCUCUCACCAGAAUCUGCAAGACGUUACAGAAGAUCAGCUUAGCUUGGCAUCUAUCCACUACAUGCGGUCCCACUACCAAGAAGCUAUUGAUAUCUACAAACGCAUUCUUCUUGAUAAUCGGGAGUACCUGGCUCUGAAUGUAUACGUAGCCCUAUGCUAUUACAAACUGGAUUACUAUGAUGUAUCACAGGAAGUGCUAGCUGUUUAUCUUCAGCAAGUUCCUGACAGCACCAUUGCUCUUAACCUUAAGGCUUGUAACCAUUUCCGACUUUACAAUGGGAAGGCUGCUGAGGCAGAGCUCAAGAACUUAACAGACAGCACCUCACCAUCUUUUGAGUUUGGCAAGGAGCUCAUUAAGCACAACCUGGUGGUGUUCCGAGGAGGAGAAGGGGCUUUGCAGAUCCUGCCUCCCCUGGUUGAUGUUAUUCCUGAGGCAAGACUGAAUCUUGUGAUUUACUAUCUCCGGCAAGAUGAUGUGCAGGAGGCUUAUAACCUGAUUAAGGACCUGGAACCUACAGCUCCACAGGAGUACAUCCUCAAAGGAGUGGUAAAUGCAGCACUUGGACAAGAAAUGGGCUCAAGAGAUCAUCUGAAAAUUGCUCAGCAGUUCUUCCAGUUGGUGGGUGAAUCAGCCAGCGAAUGUGAUACCAUUCCAGGGAGACAGUGCAUGUCCUCCUGCUUCUUUCUUCUUAGACAGUUUGCCAAUGUCCUGAUUUACCUCAACUCAGUCAAGAGUUACUUCUACAAUGAUGACACUUUUAACUUCAACUACGCCCAAGCCAAAGCUGCCAUGGGCAAUUUUAGUGAGGCUGAAGAGGUGUUCCUUUUGAUCCAGAGUGAGAAGAUAAAGAAUGAUUUUGUUUACCUUAGCUGGCUAGCUCGCUGCUAUAUUAUGAAUAAGAAACCACAGUUGGCCUGGAAGCUCUAUCUGAAGAUGGAGACCUCAGGGGAGUCCUUUAACCUAUUGCAGCUCAUUGCAAAUGAUUGCUACAAAGUGCGACAGUUUUACUAUUCAGCCAAAGCAUUUGAUGUUCUGGAGAGACUGGACAGUAAUCCUGAAUACUGGGAAGGCAAGAGAGGUGCCUGUGUGGGUGUCUUUCAAAUGAUCUUAGCUGGCCGAGAAGCAAAAGAGACUCUACGGGAAGUACUGCAUCUUCUGAAGAGCACUGGUAAUUCUCAAGUAGAAUACAUUGUCCGCAUCAUGAAAAAGUGGGCCAAGGAGAACAGAGUCCCUGUUUAAGUCAGUGCUACAAAAUGAACUGGGUGAGUUACUAUUGUGUGGGGCUCUGUACAAUGUGGGUCCUGGUUUCUCCUGUCCAUUCUGGGUAUCUCCUUCCUUGCAGGACUUGAGGCGAUCAAGCAGGUUGAACCAGCUGAGCAACAGCGUAGUGCAGUGAGAUUGCAAAA